Molecule: messenger RNA, 627 nt
Organism: Clunio marinus
Lineage: Eukaryota; Metazoa; Arthropoda; Insecta; Diptera; Chironomidae
Source: the annotation of a GenBank genome assembly
AUGGCUGAGUUACAAAAUCUAAACCCAAACCAACAGCCUCAACAGCCAAGCUUUCACGGACAAUCUCAGGGAUAUCCACCACAACAACAACAAACUUAUUACCCUCCACCCCAACAGCCUGCUUACUACCCUCCCCAGCAACAGCAGCAACCUUACAAUCCAAACAUGCAUCAACAGCCACCAUAUAACGAUCCAGAAGACCCUGAUGCAACCGGCAUUGUAUUCGAUGAUCAAUCGAUUCGAAAAGGUUUCAUAAGAAAAGUUUUUUCAAUAUUAACUGUGCAACUUUUGAUAACUUUGGGAAUUGUUUGUUGGUUUCAAUUUCAUACGCCAACACGUGAAUGGACACAAAAUAAUCCUUGGCUUUGGAUUGCAUCAGUUGUCGUGCUAUUUGUUAUUAUGAUUGUUCUUGCUUGUUGUGAAGGAGUGAGACGAAAAUCACCUGGAAAUUUCAUUCUUCUCUUCAUUUUUACGGUUGCACAAAGUUUGAUGUUGGGAUCAUUGACAGUCUUCUUCGAGAGGUUUGAAGUUUUAUUGGCAAUUGGCAUCACAGCUAUCGUAACAUUCUCACUGACAAUAUUCGCAUUACAAACAAAAUGGGAUGUAAGGAAAUUCACAAAACAAUAA